AUGGCAAGAGUUUCCAACAUGACAAAUCUACUCACUUUAAAACUUGAUGGCAAUCUCUUCACAAGACCCUUCCCAAUCACUCCAUCAAGUGUUCCCUCACUCUUGCUUCUAGACAUAAGUAGGAACUUCAUGUCAGGCAAUAUCCAAGAUUGGUUGUCAGCUUUCCCAAGAUUGGUCUCACUCCUUAUAAGAGAAAAUCAAUUUGUUGGUUUUCUUCCAACGGCAUUGUGUCAGAUGCAACAAUUACAUUUUUUGGAUCUAUCAAAUAACCAUCUUUCUGGAAGCAUACCUUCUUGCUUCAACAACAUGACUUCAUGGCUGGAAGAAGUUGAAGUUCUAAAUUUUGGAAAAGUAGUUUGGGCGAUCAAUUUCAAGGAGGUUUAUACGUUCAAAAUAAAUUUUGCCACAAAGGGAAAUUUUUACUCAUACGAGGGUGUUCCACUUCGUCAGAUGGAAGGGAUCGAUUUAUCUCUAAACCAAUUAACUGGUGAGAUUCCAUCUCAAUUUGGAGAACUGAGAGCCUUACGUUCAUUAAACCUUUCUCACAAUUCUCUAGUAGGCAAUAUUCCAGAAUCCUUUCAAGGGUUGGAAAAGUUGGAGAGUUUAGAUCUCUCCCACAACAAGUUGGUGGGAAAGAUCCCCCCUCAAAUGAUUCAACUCGAUUUUCUUUCUUUUUUCAAUGUGGCCUUCAAUCAACUCUCGGGCAAGAUCCCAUACGAGAAGCAUUUUGAUACUUUCAACAAGGAUAGCUACAUUGGUAAUCCAAGACUUUGUGGACCUCCAACUGAAGUCAAUUGUUUAUCACCUCAGCCACCCCACAGUGAAUACAAGGAAGGUGAUGCUGAUGAACAAAGUCUGAUCGACAAUGACUUAUUCUUCUAUUCAUGUGUGGCUAUUUCUUACCUCUUGGGAUUCUGGGCUGUUAUUGCUCCUCUCCUUCUGAGCAGAAAUUGGCGUAGGAAAUAUUACAGAGUUGUAGAUGGAUGCAUUGAUAGGUGUAGUGAGAGGCUCUUCUGGUGUUUGUUUUAUAUAAAAAACCAUUGGUAA
Molecule: messenger RNA, 1047 nt
Organism: Macadamia integrifolia
Lineage: Eukaryota; Viridiplantae; Streptophyta; Magnoliopsida; Proteales; Proteaceae
Product: receptor-like protein 56
Exons: 1
Coding region: 1-1047 (348 amino acids)
Molecular function (GO): protein binding
Source: RefSeq, a predicted model, not a curated record